GAGUGACAUUGAGUUGGCCACGCCCAACCAGUCACAUGACCACCUACCCAUGCCCACCGAACUGGUCAUUAGAUCAUAUUAGUGGUCCGUGGGAUUUAAAAUUAUGAAUUUAGUGAUCCCUGAGGUCCGAAAGGUUGGAGACCCCUGGCCUAGACCACUAACUCACUUUGUCUCCAUUUCACAUUUAAGUAACUUGAAGUAGCAGCUUCAUCUCAGUGUUUUUAGUGUUUGCAGCCCACUCUGAAAAAUUGUUUGAUGAGCUUACUAAUAAAUGAAAGUUGUGUACUUUCAGAAGAAACUAAGGUUGCUGCCCAUGCAUUAUCUUCUCUUCUUAACCACAGAUGAAAAAGUUAUCAAGUUAAAAUUGAGGAGACAGAAAAAACAAUCCUUUAUUGAACCACUGCCAACUCAAAAAGAAGCCUCAAUAGUACACUAAGCUUAAAUACAUUUUGAAAAGUGAUUGACAGCAUUUCUGCCAAUAUAAAUAGUUAUUUAAAUGAUGAAACUCCAGGAUUACAAAAUUUUAUGAGAGUUUCAUGAUCUCACUUGAGAUUUCAAUUUUAUUUUAGUGAGAACUCCUUAAGUGACCAGCAGAUGGUAUUUUAUUGAUCCCUAAUCUAUGACAUUUUAUGGUUUCUGUGUGAUCUCAAAAAUUGAAAUGACACAAAUUUAAUGAUACGGAAUUUAAGGAUUCAGAUAGUUUUCUUGGAAAACUGGGGACUAUUUUACAAAGAAGUGUUGGAAGGUAUAACAUGGAAAGAACAACAUAUUAGAGUCACAUAUAUGUCUUGAUUUACUAUUUGGCCUGGUUUUUUUAUUAUUAUUAUUUACAAAAAUCUUUUGUAAGAUUUUGUUGCACAUAUGUCUCAUUCCUUGAAGUAAAAAUCAGAAUAAGAAAGAAAGAGAAAAAGAAAUGUCAAUACCAUUAACCUUGGUAUCCUUCUAGAGCAGUUUCAGGGUUUGGGAGUGGGAGGGCUCUGUGUUGUCCUGAUUCAUUUCCUUCAUCUGUGAUCACUCUCAGUGUUGAUAGGAAGUGAAAGGUCCAACCCACAUCCCUUUUUGAGGGUCUGUCAGGAUUUGAUACUUUCGCAUUUCUGUUUAACUUCUACAUGAAGCCGUGGGCAAGAUUAUCUGCCACCACAGGCUGAGAAAUCAAUAUGCUGAUCACCCAGCUAUAUAUCUCGGUCUGUGGUGAGUUAAGCAAUGCUAUAAAACCCCUCUUGCAGUGCUUGGAGGCUGUUAAGGGCAGGAUUGAGAAGAACAGGUUGAAACAACCCUGAGAAGAUGGAAUGGCUCUGGGUUUGGGGUUCUUUGGUCCAUGGACAACUGACACCUUUGUUCUGGAUUGGAUGGCACUGCCCCAGAUUGAUGGGAUGCAUAAUCUGAGGGUUCUUCUGGACUCAUGACUCCUGCUUGAGGAGCAAGUAGCACUCUUGGCCAGGAGGGUCUAGACACAACUGAGGGUUGUGCAUCAGUUACGUCUUUCCUAGAUCAACAGUUCCUGUCCACAGCCACCCAUGCAUUAAUCACCUCCUGUCUUGACUAUUACAAAGCAUUCUACAGAGGGCUGUCCUUGAAAAUAUUUGGAAGUUUCAAUUGGUUCAAAAUGUGAUGGAUUGCAUGGUUUAGUGCAGGCCUAGAUGUGCACAUGUAUCAUCUUUUUGUAGGAAGUGUACUGAUUUUCUUCCAAUUCAAGAUGCUGGUUGCCACCUUCAAAGCCUUAUAUGGUUUGGGAUCAGAUUUCUUGAAGGACCAUCUUUUCCCUUUAACAUUUACCUGAUUCACCAGAGUAGGGAGGCUGGAAAUGCUACUGGUUCAUCCCCUAGGAGGUCCAUUUAGUGGAACCAAGACGAAAGACCUCCGCCAUGAUGCUUGCUCCCUAUGGAACAUCUUACUUGCGGAGAUAAAAUUGCCCCCAGUUUGACACAUUUUCACAAGGCCCUGAAGACCUAGUUUUGCCAAUGGACUUGGCCCUAGAGUAGGAUGGAACCCAUCAAAUGAUUCAUUUGACUGUUUUUGCCAAGAGAUAGGGGAUUAUUCCUUUUAAUUGCUUUUUAUAUUGGGUUUUUAUCCUUGUAAGCCACAGUCUAUCAAUGAGUUAAGCAGCCAUAUAAGUUUUCCUAAAUAAAUAACAAAAGAGGAACCAAAAAGAAUGGUGCUCUUCAGCUAUGACUAUAAUUGGCAUGCAAUUACUGAUCCUCUAUAGCAGAAUUAAUUGGUAAUCAAGAGGUGGCUUGGAUUAUAAUUCUUUUAUAAUUGAGUGAGGGAGAGGAAGACUUCAAUAUCCUUUGCUUGCACUGUUCCUGCUUUUUGAAGAGAAGAUCUGAAAAUCUAAGCUAAUUGUGAUCAGUUAUGAGAUCUUUGGAAAUCAAUAGCAUAAAAAUAUGUCUGUAGAGACUGGCAUUAAAGUUUUAUAGCUUCUGUGUAAGAGUCACAUAGAAAAUGCCAUACCAGUAAGUAGAAAUAAAAUGUUCUCUCUUAUCCAUAUUUCAGGUAUAACAGGGAUAAUCUAGACUCCAGCAUAUCUUUAUCAUUGCAACUUGGCCAAAGGAUUAAUCCCUUAGAGCAGUACUUUCCAAACUGUUCUAUUUAGAGAUCUUGACAUUCCUUGGAAGUUUAUUAGGUCUUCCCCAUAACUGCAGACUGGUUUCUCUGAAAAACAUUUUGUCCUUCAGUAAUAAUAUAGUUGUUUUCUUAUUAAAAUGUUGCAGAAAAAGGGUUUGGCUGAAGCCCAUGGCAAAUUCUGAUUCACAAUUCAUAUAUUUAUUUAUUUAUUUAUUUAUUUAUUUGUUCAUAUUUUUAUACCGCCUUUCUCCGAAGACUCAGGGCGGUGUACAGCCAAUAAAAUGACAGAAAUCCUAAACAAAUUAAAAUACUAUAACAAAUUUAAAAAUCUGAUUCGACCGCUGUAUACUUAAAAUAUUAGCUAAAAUUUUAUCAAAAACUAAAACCCUAUUAAAACCCUAUUAAAACCCACUAAAACCCCCAUACUAAAAUCAAUCAGGCCAGCCCCGCUUGGUGAAAAAAGAAAAUCUUGAGCUCAUAUAGAACAUGAAGUACAUUUGUAACACAAAAUUCUCUAUAAGAUGGAAAGUUUUAAACAGAUAGAGAAAACUGGUUAUUUUAGUUACUGAAAAUUCAAAAUACCUUUCUUGAAGAAUGGUUAUUCCUGCAUCAUUAUAAUAAUUCAGACUUAAAUGAUAUUUACUAGAAAAGGGAUCUCCAACUUCUUUUUACUAGUAGAUUAUUUGAAAUUUUAAAAACAUAGCUUCAACAUUCUUAGGAGUACCUGAGUGCAAGACCAAAUGGGGAUUGUGGGGUGGAUAACACCACGGUAUGCGAAUUUGGAGAGAUGUAGAGUUUGGCCCAUUUGUUGGCCUACUGAUUACUAUCAGUAGAAUAUACAAAAAGAGAUAGAUUUUUGGUUAAUGUUAAAGCCAAAAAGGUGACUAGUUGGUAGUUUGAGCUUUGAUCUGAACACAAAAUAAAUAAAUUAAAGCAUUCUUAUGCAUUGACAAAGAUUUUGGAGAAAAAAUCCAUUACAUGUACAAAGUACUAAUUAACCAAAACGUUAAUUGAGGCUUGUGGGCACCAGGCUGAUAUUGAAUAGCACUCUAGUACCUCAAUUUAAUGUGUUAAAUCACACAAAGUUUUGAAAUGAAUUAUAGACAUGGAAACACUAUGAAAAAAACAUGAGGUUACUAUCUGCAUGUCCCGGAUGUUGAAAUUGUUAAUGGAGUUAUCUUCAUUCAUGAAUGGAUUUAGCUCAGUGAUCAUCUAGUUAUCAAUCAGAGACAUGGCUUUCCCACUCAGCUUCAUACCACACCCUCCCUCUCUUCAUUAAUGUUCUGGCUAUGUUUUAAUAGCUGGUAUUUGUGAUGGGGGCAUCUGAUCCAAUGCUUGAGUUAAAUAUAGCCCUGUCUAGUGUAAGGAGAAGAUUUAAUGGGAAAUGGUUAGCAUUCUUUCUCCCUAAAGAACAAGAGGGAGAGGGAGAGAGAGACGAGAGAGACAUGCACACAUAAACAUCUUGAACCAGUGAGAGGCUGAAGGAGAAAAGGCAAGCAGAAAAGACAGUGGUCAAGAAAUCAUACAGCUCGCAGCCAGAAUGGUUAUCCUCAGCUGGAUUGCUCUGGGAUUUUAUCUUCAGCUCUUUUUCUGCUGGGCUUUGUCUCAAACCUCUUUUGUCGACAGUGUCUUCUCCAUUUCAGCAGGUAAAUGACAACCUUGCUUUCCUCUUGCCCUCCCUUGUCUGGACCAGAAGAAACGGAUCAAUACUAACCGAGGAUGCUCUUUUAUCGCUCUUGCUCUUCCUCCUCCUCCUCCCCCUCCUCCGCCACCACCACCAUUAUUUCCUCCACCACACUUCACACAUGGGUGGGAUUCUAAAGAUGCUAUAUGGCACUGCACACCAAAACAACUAGACACAAGGACAGUUCUAUCUAACAAAAUGAAAUUCAACAGUGAAAAAAAUGUUGUUUUCUCUGGAUCUGAAAAACUUGUGUCAAGAGCUUCAAAUAACACAAUCUCCCUGUGCAGAAUCUGUAUGCCCCCCAGGACCUCCUGGCCCCCAGGGCCCACAAGGUAUUCCUGGUGUGAAAGGACCAAAGGGAGUAAAAGGUGAGAUUGGAAGACCAGGAAGAAAGGGCAGUCGAGGUCCUCCAGGUGUCCCUGGAAUGCCAGGAUCAAUUGGAUGGCCUGGUCCAAUGGGACUAAAGGGUGAAAAGGGAGAUUUAGGUUUGAUGGGAUUGCCAGGUAUAAGAGGACCAAUGGGCUUCAAGGGUAAUACAGGUGGUCCCGGAGAAAAGGGAGCUCAAGGACAGAAAGGAGUUAAAGGCAGCAAAGGUGAUAAGGGAUACAUGGGUUUCCCUGGAAUGUUGGGGCAAAAGGGAGAAAUGGGUCCAAAGGGAGAAGCUGGUGCAUCAGGACACAGAGGGCCGACUGGACGGCCAGGGAAACGAGGCAAACAAGGACAAAAAGGAGACAUAGGACCUCCUGGAAGUAUAGGCCCACCAGGACAGUUAAUAGCAGGGCAACUAAUGGGGCCAAAGGGGGAAAGAGGAUUUCCAGGACCUCCAGGGAAAUGUCUCUGCAACUCUCAGCCAAAUGUGAAUGGCCCACCUUAUGAGGAAUCACUGUUUGGAGAGGUCUAUUCUAAAGUACCUGCAAUUUUUGUAGUGAAUAAUCAGGAAGACCUGGAAAGAUUAAACACAGAAAAUGCUCUAGCAUUUCGAAGAGAUCAGCGAUCUUUAUAUUUUAAAGAUACUUCUGGAUGGUUUCCAAUCCAGCUAAAACCUUCCUAUCCACUGGAUCAUCUGCUAGGAGAUAAUAACAUCUGUGGAGAUGGCAUCAUCCAAGAUGGAGAAGAAUGUGAUGAUGGCAACACCAUUGUGACUGAUGAUUGUAUAAGAUGCCACCAUGCUUAUUGUGGAGAUGGCUAUCGGCAUGAAGGUGCAGAAGAAUGUGAUGGGAAUGACUUCGGAUACUUAACAUGCAAAACAUAUCUCCCUGGGUCUUAUGGAAAAUUACGCUGCACUUCUUACUGUUAUAUUGACUCUACAGAUUGUAGGUAUUUUACAUGAAAAGUGAGUGGUGAGAAAGGAGUAACCUAUAUAUGACAUGCAUGCAUCAGGUGCUACAUUACUAUCAUCAAACCAAGACUGGAGGCUAGAGAAACAAUCAACGCUGCAACAACCAUUGUCAUGUUGCCAUGAUGAUUGGAGAUAAGUGAUAAUUGCCUGAUCACAGUGGAAGAAAAUCGAACCAUCCUUUCCUGUCUUAAUAGAAAACAUCCAGUGACAGUAAGAUUCAAAAUUUGCCUUUUUCAUGACUGGCUGAAGAAAUUUUCCUGUGUAUCAAGAACAAAAACAAACCAAAGGAAUACUAUAUUUGACUUCAUACUGUUAGGUUAUUAAAAUACAAUAAUACCUCAAUUUAGCACUGUUAGUUCUUCAAAUAAGCUCUUCAAGUUUUCUUAACAAGACUUUUCCAGGAUAAAAGCAAAUCAUAAUCUGUUGGCAGUGUUUAUAAGGAGACUUUUGCUUUUGUUUUUUAAUUAUUAUUACAAUGUGAAAUUUGUACAUGCUUUAGCUGCAUGAAUUACGUGGAAACACUUUGUUUGUUGAUUUGGGCAAUUUAAGCUGCAGCCCAGUGCUCUCUAAUGUUAUAUUAAAUAUCACCAAACUCAUUAUGAUUUAACUUCUGUUCAGAUAUGCCCAACUAAGAGCUAAAGCGAAAUAAAGACUAGUUUUAGUUUAAAAAAAAUAAACCCUACAUUAAAACAAGAGAGAUGCAAUAAGAUUAAAUCAUACUUGCUGACAGUUUAAAUGGGACAAUUAGGAAGGUACCACAUUUUCUGGCUAAUAACACCAAUGAAAUAGAUAGACACUGUUCAGAAUCCUAGGAAUAGGAUCAGCUUCUGAUGCUGAAAGAAAUAAUGCCUUGAGCUCAUAUUCCAGUCAGCUAGAGCCAACAUGGCCAAUAGAUGAGUAAUGUUGGAAAGUACAGUUCAGCGAUUUCUGAAAGUCUGCAGCACAUUGUAUUUAAAAACUAAGGACUCCUAUGCAAGUUUGUUCAGAUGCUAGUUUCAUGUCUAGUGUGUCUAAACAUUCAGGAAACUGUGGUUAGAGUUGUAGUCAGAUUUCCUGCAAGUCCAGAACAGUAGCUCAGAUGGAGCAAGCUAGUGAAUAUUCUUCCAUGCAUUGUAUUCAUGAAAAUAUUUGGAAAUAAUAAGAUCCUAACUGAAUUCAUCUAAAAUAUACACUGUUACACCUACCACUGCGUUUGAAAAGCUGAGUUGCAUUAAUGAUAAUUGUUGAGAAACUUUCAAUCAAACUUUAAUUCUGGUUUAUUUGCCAGGAAAUGUUAACUGCUCACUUUUAUUGAUUUCCAGUCUGAUAAUUGCUUUCCAGUAUCAGCUUUGUAUAACAUUAUAUAUGAUUGUGUAUAUAUUCCUAUUUGUACAGCUUAGUCUAAAUGCUGUAUAGAUUUUAUAUGUAUAUAAAUGGCUGUUCUUUUCCUAUUUUUUAGAAAAAAAAUUAUCAGCAUUUAGAAUAUUAUUUACUUUAUAGCAGACAUUAAAAAGGAAAUUUUGCAUUGGAAAUAUGCUAAGAUCAAAUUGAAACUUUAAAUGCAGGUAGAUUAAUUUUUCAUUUAGCGAAAUACCAGUUCAAAUUAAAAUAAUUAAGACAGGCCACUCUUUUCCUGCUAUUAUUGAUCCAAAAUAUAUGUUUGAAAUGCAUGAAACUUGUAAAACAUUGGUUACUGUUAUAUUCUGCUUUUUCUGUAGAUAUUAAAUACAGAGGACAGCACACAAUUAUAAUAAAAUUAAUCUAACAAUUAUUCAUCCUUUUUACCAUAGAUAUGUAGAUUAUUUUAUGUCUGCAUGUGUAUAGUAUUGUAAAAAUAUUUUUUUAAAUAAAAACCAUUCCAUUA
This is a messenger RNA of Ahaetulla prasina, 7431 nucleotides long. It is a transcript of the gene COLQ, whose product is annotated as collagen like tail subunit of asymmetric acetylcholinesterase. The coding region runs from base 4470 to 5579 and encodes 369 amino acids. The transcript is spliced from 18 exons. NCBI's taxonomy places the organism in Eukaryota, Metazoa, Chordata, Lepidosauria, Squamata, Colubridae. The record is from RefSeq and is a predicted model, not a curated record.